Aureococcus anophagefferens is the source of this 330-nucleotide messenger RNA. RefSeq lists its product as hypothetical. The coding region runs from base 1 to 330 and encodes 109 amino acids. The transcript has a single exon. Lineage: Eukaryota; Pelagophyceae; Pelagomonadales; Pelagomonadaceae. The record is from RefSeq and is a predicted model, not a curated record.
AUGGUCAAGCACCCCAAGGACCUCGAGCUGCUCUGCCGCGAGGGCCACCUCGCGGAGGAUGCCGUGCGCAAGGGCUUCUCGGUCUCGGUGCCGACGGAGUACUACUCCACGCCGGAGCGCCUCGCGGCGCUCUACGGCAUCGACGAGGACGAAGUGCGGGCCUUCGUCGACAAGUCCAAGAGCAAGAAGGCGCGCGCCGGCCGCUGGCUCGCGGACGCGCUGCAGCCGCUGGCGGCGUGCGCGAUCGCCGAACAGAUGGUCGCCGCGGGCGUCGUCGACCCCUUCACGCCCACCUUUUCCGUGUGCAUGAAGCGCCGCCCGUGCCCUUAG